Messenger RNA from Candoia aspera, 1738 nucleotides. RefSeq names its product amidohydrolase domain containing 1 (gene AMDHD1). The record is from RefSeq and is a predicted model, not a curated record. Gene Ontology annotation, cellular component: cytoplasm. The coding region runs from base 204 to 1505 and encodes 433 amino acids. Lineage: Eukaryota; Metazoa; Chordata; Lepidosauria; Squamata; Candoiidae. The transcript is spliced from 9 exons. Gene Ontology annotation, molecular function: imidazolonepropionase activity.
GCGAGGAAGCAAAGGGCGACCAGACGCUACGUGUCAACCCGGCUGCGCCUUGUCGCGCUGAAUGCCAGCAAAUAAGUUCGGCCCUUCCAGAGAGCCAGGGCGGGAGAGGGAGUUAGACUCUGACCGUGCAAACUUUGCGCCGCGCUCUCCGCCCGUGGAGGCUGCUGCCCGGCUCCUGCCUUAGGUCUGCGGCGGGCAAGGCGAUGGCCGGCGGGGAGUACAAGCUGCUGCUCGAAGGCGCUCAGCAAGUGGUGCUUGUUUGCACCCAAGGCGAGCAGUAUCUCCUGGAGGCCGGCAUGCAGCAGGUGGCCGUGCGGGAAAACGCCAGCGUGGUGGUCGGCAAAGAUGGGUGUAUAAAGGCAGUCGGUGAUGCAAAGGCCAUUCGUGAGCAAUUCUCCGGAGUAACUUUUGAAAAAAUAAUUGAUUGUUCAGGGAAGUGCAUUUUACCAGGUCUAGUAGAUGCACACACACAUCCUGUAUGGGCUGGUGACAGGGUUCAUGAAUUUGCAAUGAAGUUGGCAGGUGCUUCCUAUAUGGAUAUUCAUCAAGCUGGAGGAGGAAUACAUUUCACUGUGGAGCAGACUCAGAAAGCCCAAGAAGAUGAGCUCCUCAAAAGUUUCAAAAUCCGGCUGUUACGGAUGCUCAGAGCAGGCACCACUUUGGUUGAAUGCAAAAGUGGAUAUGGUUUAAACCUAGAAACAGAAAUUAAGAUGCUCAGAGUCAUUGAACAGGCUAAAAGGGAAUUGGACAUUGGUAUUUCUUCUACUUACUGUGGAGCCCAUGCAGUACCUAAAGGGAAAAAUGCUAUAGAAGCUGCUAAUGACAUUAUCAACACUCAUCUUCCUAAACUGAAGGAACUUGACCUUAAUGAUGAAAUACAUAUUGACAAUAUAGAUGUCUUCUGUGAGAAGGGUGUCUUUGAUCUGAGUUCUACCAGAAGAAUUCUUCAGGCGGGAAAAGCUGUAGGGUUACACAUGAACUUCCAUGGGGAUGAGCUGCAUCCAAUGAAAUGUGCUGAGCUUGGAGCUGAACUGGGAGCACAAGCUGUAAGUCACCUAGAAGAAAUUAGUGAUGAAGGCAUUGUUGCCAUGGCCCAGGCAAAAUGUGCAGCUGUCCUAUUGCCAACCACUGCCUACAUCCUGAGAUUGAAACAGCCUCAAGCUAGAAAAAUGUUGAAAGAGGGAGUAAUUGUGGCUCUUGGCAGUGAUUUUAAUCCAAAUGCUUACUGCUGUUCUAUGCUGAUGGUCAUGCAUUUAGCCUGUGUAAACAUGAUGAUGUCCAUGAAAGAAGCCUUAGCUGCUGCCACCAUUAAUGCUGCUUAUGCUCUUGGGAGAUCUCACACCCAUGGUUCUAUUGAAAAAGGCAAACAGGGAGAUCUCAUUAUCAUUAACUCUCCAAGGUGGGAACAUUUAAUCUAUCAGUUCGGCGGCCAUCAAGAAUUGAUUGAGUAUGUAAUUAUUAAAGGAAACAUAGUUUACAAAAAUGACAGCAUUUUGGAAUACUAGAUAUACUCUAUAAGAAUAAAUACAACAGUUUCCAGACCUCCAAAGUGCACACAGAACAGUGAUCAGCAAGAUCUCACAUUUAUGUAAAACCUGAAUGUCAUGCCUGUUUACUGUAUGCAACUCCAGGAUUUAACCAAUUUUCAUUUCUAUUUUUUAAUGAAAAAUAAUGGAUAAUUUUACUUUUACACUGAAAGUUUCUCAGCAAAUUAUGAAAUAAAUUGGUGCAUGUCUAA